Messenger RNA from Hansenula anomala, 1131 nucleotides. Its product is annotated as SPFH domain-containing protein. The coding region runs from base 6 to 1052 and encodes 348 amino acids. The transcript is spliced from 2 exons. Lineage: Eukaryota; Fungi; Ascomycota; Saccharomycetes; Phaffomycetales; Wickerhamomycetaceae. The record is from RefSeq and is a predicted model, not a curated record. Gene Ontology annotation, cellular component: membrane.
CAAAGAUGCUUAGAUCACAAUUCCUUACACGCAGAGGCGUAAUUUCCGCUAGAAGCAGUGUUACUGCUCCUUCCAGAAUAUUCACAGCACAACUCAGCAGCAAUAAUGGACCAUUGACUUUUUUCCAACAGGAUCAAUUACCUGCCAACACCGUUAUUAGAUUUGUUCCUCAACAAACCGCUUGGGUGGUGGAGCGUAUGGGUAAAUUUCAUAGAAUUCUUGAACCUGGUUUAGCAAUUUUGUUCCCAAUCCUUGAUAAAAUUCAAUAUGUCCAAUCUUUAAAAGAAGCUGCUAUUGAAAUUCCAACCCAAAAUGCAAUCACAUCAGAUAAUGUUACUUUGGAAAUGGAUGGUGUCCUAUAUAUCAAAGUUGUUGAUGCUUACAAGGCUUCUUAUGGCGUUGAAGAUGCAGAAUAUGCCAUUUCACAAUUGGCACAAACAACAAUGAGAUCAGAAAUUGGUCAAUUGACUUUAGAUCAUGUUUUAAGAGAAAGACAAUCUUUAAACCAUAAUAUCACAACUGCUUUGAAUGAAGCUGCUAAUGAUUGGGGUAUUAAAUGUUUACGUUAUGAAAUUAAAGAUAUUCAUCCACCUCAAAAUGUUUUAGAAGCAAUGCAUAGACAAGUUUCCGCUGAAAGAUCAAAAAGAGCUGAAAUUUUAGAUUCUGAAGGUCAUAGACAAUCAAAAAUAAAUAUUGCAGAAGGUGAAAAAACUUCAAGAAUUUUGGAAUCUGAAGCUGCUAAAGCAAAGAGUAUUAAUGAGGCUGCAGGUGAAGCUGAAGCUAUUUUAAUGAAGGCCAAAGCUACUGCUGAAGGUAUUAAACAAGUUGCAAAAGCUAUAAAUGAAACACCGGGUGGUAAAGAUGCUGUUUCAUUACAAGUUGCUGAACAUUAUGUUGAAGCGUUUGGCAAAUUGGCCAAAGAAAGUAAUACUGUUAUUGUCCCUGCUGGUUUAAAUGAUUUAGGUUCAAUGAUAUCAAGUGGGUUAGGAAUUUAUAAUCAAGUUAACAAGACUGUGAACCCAGUGAAGAAGAUUGAAGAAGUUAAGAAUUGAAAGCUUCAAAGUCAUCCCCAUUAAUCUUAUAAAUAGUUAUCAUUUUUUCUAGAUGUAUUGAAUAUACUACAAUCUUUUU